Cornus florida is the source of this 2721-nucleotide messenger RNA. Its product is annotated as zinc finger protein 3-like. The record is from RefSeq and is a predicted model, not a curated record. The coding region runs from base 1663 to 2538 and encodes 291 amino acids. The transcript has a single exon. Lineage: Eukaryota; Viridiplantae; Streptophyta; Magnoliopsida; Cornales; Cornaceae. Gene Ontology annotation, biological process: negative regulation of abscisic acid-activated signaling pathway.
UCAAAUCCAUAAGGGAAACAGCUUGGUAGUUUAAUCAAAGAUGUUUAUGGAUUUCAAACCUUUUCUUUCAAGUUAUAUAGAUUAAUGAAGUAAGGGGUAAUGAUUAUAACAAUAGAUGGUCUUUAUUCUUACACUGUUAUGUGGAUAACUCUUCAAAAACUCAUGGAUCAAGUUUGAUAGGCCAAAUUGCUGCACUGAACCCUUUUACUAUUAAUAUGCUGCACAAAUCUCUCUCUAUUUUAUAUAUAAUAUGUAUAUAUGUAUUAAAAGGUCUUCUAACUAGAGGACCCCCCACCCGUAUUAGCCCCUUGACACGGAUAAGAUUUAAGUCACGAACUUGUGCAGCAGAAGGGAUUCGUCGCGGGGGCAUAAAUGGGGGAUUAGGAGAGUCGAAACUGAGCUCUUGGGGUUGAGAUUACAAAAUGCAAAAACCAAACCAAAACAUAAAUAACAAUGUUCAUAUAAUUUAAUUUUUUUGGUUUUUGGAGUAAAUGCUGCUAUGAGCCUAUGAAGUAUCAAAUGAUAAUGUGGCUCAACCAAGAUAACAUCCAAUCACAGGCACUGAUGUACAUCUUGAAAUUUUAUAUAUUUUUAAGCAAUUUGCUUUAGAAAUGACCUAAAUACAUAAUUUUUUUUUUUUUUUUUAUCAAAGUAGUAAUUUUCCGGUGAUGUUACAGAGUUUUUUUUAUAAAAAAUUUAUUUAUCAAAGUAGUGAUUUUUCGACGAGAGUUAAUUAGUUGUUGCUAAAACCAAAUUGGUUGUUGCUGAAACCAAAAGAGACGUGAUGAAAAUGUAGUCUUUAGAGAGAAAGGAAAAGAGAGAUUUUCUUUCCUUCUUUUUUCUUCUUAUAUCAACAAGGGCAUUUUAGGAUUUUUAUAUAAAAUGGUUAAAAUUGAUGAUAAGGAAGUAAUUUGCUCAAAAGGUUGAUAAUACAGGGAUUUGUAUGCACCUAAUUUUUAGUGGGGUGUUUCUUGCACAUUUUUUGCAUAGCAAGGGUAUUUUUUUUGCACUUAGCCCUUUAUAUAUAUAAAUAUAUAUAUCCUCAAUUUAUAAAAAAUUGCAAAUAACCCCUUAUGAUCACGUGCGGAAUGCAUAGACCUUUUUUUUUUUUUUUUUUGACGAAAAUAAGGUAAUUGUGCAUCAAAUUUUUUAUUUUAUAUUUUUACUAUGGCAAGUGAAAAAUUACACACCAUUCCCUUUUUAUUGUAUAUUUUUACUAUGGCAAGUAAAAAAUUACACACCAUUCCCUUUAGAGAUCGGAACCCUUGAGCAGUUGGGGCUAGGUGUGAAUUGUGGCAUUAUGUUAGUUCAAAGUUUAAAUUGAUUUCCAUAUCAAAAAGAUGGUAUAUUUAGUGGAGAUACAAAACUAGUAAGUCCAAGUAUAUAUAUUUGGAAUUAUUGCAUGUAAACUUCAUCAACACACACAAUCACAGCAAGCUUUAAUUCGAUCUCCAUCUUAUUAGCAAUGUGCUUAUAUAACGCCAUGCCAUGAUUAUACAUGGAAGAUAUAUUAUUACCAUGUAUAAGUGAUUGAGCAUUAACACUCUCUCUCUCUUUCUCUCUCUCUAUCUAUCUAUCUAUAUAUAUAAUUAAACAACCUAUAUACCAUCUCUCACCCCACCAUUCUUGUACAUUAACCAACCCUAAAAAGUUAUUGUGAUCAUGGCCAUGGAAGAUCAGUGUCCUUCAGAUGGCUCAAGCAUCUCAGAAGGAUCUGAUGGAAACUGCAACAAGAAGAAGAAUGUGAAACUGAAAGAAAAAGUUUCCGAAGAAACGAAUCCAUUUUGCCUUGUACUCGAUCUGAAACUGUCCAACCAUACAAGUCAAGUAGUAGUGUCAAACCACCCAGAAAAACAACUUUUGAGCCCAUCAAACGUGGGUGGUUCUUCUUCUCCAGCAAGCGAGUCGUCGGACGAGGAGGCGAGACGGGAUGAGGAGAACCUGCCGGGGCCGGAGCCGUCAUCGACUACGACUAGGGUUUUCACAUGCAACUUCUGCAAAAGAGAGUUCUCUACUUCUCAAGCACUAGGAGGGCACCAAAACGCUCAUAAACAAGAGCGAGCCUUCGCGAAACGGAGGAAUGGGGGGCAUGGGAUGGAUGUCCCGCCUUUCGGACACCCUCCCCAGCCCUACCACUAUUAUCCUUACCCAAAUUUCCCUCAUCAUGUCCCUUUUUAUGGCCCAUACGGUAAUAGAUCAUCAUCAUCAUCAUCCGCACCAUUACUCGGGGUCAGACCGGACUCCAUGAUUCACAAACCGUGGCCCGGUUAUCGUUAUAUUGGCCACGACGGGGUGCCUAGGUUGGCCGUGAUGAAUCCACAACCAUCCUACGAUAGGCUAAGGAGUGUCCUAGGUGACACUAGCUCUCAAUCACAUAGUAAUGGUGUUUUUGGUGCUGGAGGAGUCUCUUCUUCCUCAGCAAUGGCUCGUCUGAAUCAUUCUGCUGCGACUAGGGCAAUCGAAGGUGACACUAGUGCUGUGAAAGUAGAAAAAUCGGACGCCGAAUCACCGGGACUCGAUUUGAAUCUCAAGCUUUGAUUACUGCUUAAUUUUUGUUUUAAAUUACUAUGUUUUGGUUUUGUUUUGAGACCAUAAUCAGUUGAAUGCAAGUUAAAGUAUUAUCUUCUCUUUAAUUGAUUUUAAUUUUCUUGUAUACCUCAUUUUUGUAUUUUGGGAGUGGCAGUAAAUUAAUUUCCAUGUACAUGGGUUUCAAUUUAACUU